AUGCCACGGGGAGAGUACAACCUUCCGCACAAUCUCAACUUGGCGGAUCCGCAAUUUAAUGUCUCUUCGAAAAUCGACAUUCUCCUCGGGGCGGAAAUAUUCUGGGAAUUACUAUGCGUGGGGCAAGUCAAAUCCUCCCCCAGUCACCCAACCUUGCAGAAGACGCGAUUCGGUUGGAUCUUAGCGGGGCGCCUGAGCAACAGCCUGGAUUCUGAAAGGAACAUACGCUCCUUCCACGCAUCCAUUUCCAACGAUCAAUUUCAAGAACAGUUGUCUUGGUUUUGGCAAAUCGAAGACGUCGGCGAAUCUGCGGGAUACAACAAGGAAGAAAAUCAUUGCGAAAAUCACUUCCUGGAAAAUGUCUCUCGAACUCCUCAAGGCAGGUAUGUUGUAAAACUACCGCUAAGGGAACCGUUUCCCAGGAACCUCGGCAUUUCCAGAGACAUCGCAUUGAGACGCUUGAAGAGUAUAGAGAGGCGACUAAGUCGAAAUUCAUUGCUGAGAACCCAAUACGCACAAUUCAUGGCAGAAUACUUGAAACUCGGUCAUAUGAAACAG
Messenger RNA from Vollenhovia emeryi, 558 nucleotides. RefSeq lists its product as uncharacterized. NCBI's taxonomy places the organism in Eukaryota, Metazoa, Arthropoda, Insecta, Hymenoptera, Formicidae. The record is from RefSeq and is a predicted model, not a curated record. The annotation marks the transcript as partial. The transcript has a single exon.